Molecule: messenger RNA, 495 nt
Organism: Meloidogyne enterolobii
Lineage: Eukaryota; Metazoa; Nematoda; Chromadorea; Rhabditida; Meloidogynidae
Source: the annotation of a GenBank genome assembly
AUGCUACAAUUAACUUUUAAUGGGCUUUGUAAAAUUUCUUUAAUUGUAUUCUGGGAACUAAUUAAAUCAGUGGGUAAAUUUAAUUCUGGAAGGAGGUGGGAAUGGUCAAUGUGGGGUUCAAUUUUAGGUAGAUUAUUUUCCAAAAUAAGGCGGGAAUUACGUAAAAUUCGGCGGUAACGUUUAAGCUCAUACAUUUUCUUAAUAUAGGAAGUUUCCCUCAAAAAGGAUUCAUAAAUAACGCUAUCAUGACCUCUCUCGGUUUCUGUCAUUGACAUUCUUAAAUUCAUCCAAGAAUCGUGACAACUUUUAUAAUCAGUAAGGAUAUUGGUAAUGGUUUGGUAGGUAAUAUUAAGUUGAUUAAGUAAUGCUUGGACAGAAUUAUAAUAUUGUUUAUCAGAACUUGGUGGAGUUUUAAUAGGGAGGGAAAAUUCUUUAUUGGCACCGAUAAUCUUCUCAGCUUCGUCACAGAGUUGGGAGAUUCGGUCUCUAAAUCCG